UUAUCAUACUUGUGUUUUGUGUGGAAUUUGUAAUAUGAUGGAAGCUUCAACUGAACAAGUUGAAAAAUGGAAGGGCAAGGCCAAAACAGAAGUACUAGGAUUCAAAGUAGAGCAAGUAUGGCCUCUCUUGGAAGAUUUCUUUGGCCUUGACAAGUGGUUCCCUACUCUCUCUACAUGCCUUGCCGUCGAAGGCAUCUCCGGCCGACCCGGCUGCGUGCGCUUCUGUGCCGGAUUCAAGACCCCUGUGGAUGAACAAGGCAAACAAACUAUAAAUUGGACUAAGCAGAAGCUUUUGUCCAUUGACCCAACAUUGCAUACAUUUAGCUACUCAAUCAUAGAUGGAAAUGUUGGAUUCUACUCCUACAUUUCGACCUUGAAGGUGACACCUAAGGAAGAUCAGGGGUGCGAGAUUGAGUGGCUAUAUGAAGUUGAACCUGUCCAAGGGUGGCGGCCGGAAGAUCUCGAUCUUUUUAUUGGUUCGGGUUUGCAGGUGAUGGCUCAGAGGAUUCAGGGAGCUUUAGAGACCAUGCAAGAAGCAGUUAAAACUUGAAGUAAUCAUGUGAGUGGCUACCAAGAAAUGCAAUAAAGCUACUACUACUUCUCUUCAGUUGAUGUAUCCUUUGUGUGUUCUAGUGUAUAACUUUGUUAUGAAUAAGUACUAGUAGUAAUUAGUUGAACAUGAAUGAUUUGAAAUUUAUGCUGUUUGUUUGAAAA
Molecule: messenger RNA, 714 nt
Organism: Arachis stenosperma
Lineage: Eukaryota; Viridiplantae; Streptophyta; Magnoliopsida; Fabales; Fabaceae
Product: lachrymatory-factor synthase-like
Exons: 1
Coding region: 35-550 (171 amino acids)
Source: RefSeq, a predicted model, not a curated record